CCUUACAGAGACAAUAACUGUCUCUGUCUGUAUCUGCAGCUGUGUCUUCACUGUAAAAGAUAUUUUACUAUCGAAUCCUUCUGUCCAUCAGUCACAACAGUUUUAAGCACAGGAAGAAGCUGAAUGUGUGGAGGAAACCAGACUACUUGUGCUUGUCAGGAUGAGACCAGCCGGAGUUUCUCUUUUCUCUGUGUUUCUUCUCGUGAUUCACUCUGAAACGGUGCUCAUGCAAAGGGGCUUAUCAGGUGAUGAGACUCAAUUGCCCAUAGAGCAGAUCCGACAGGAUCCAGAGAUUCCAAUCCAACCCCCCACCCCGCAGGUUACCAGCCCUGCCCCCACAACCCCUACAGCACCUGAGAGAGACGAGUUUCUGGGUCCACCUGAGUGUCUGGAAAAGAAGUUUACUCGUGCAUCAUGUGGCCUGGUGUUUUGUCCUCCAUGGGAGCGUUGCAUUGAGGGACAUUGCUCCUGUAAACCACCCUACCUGUGUCCCGCUGAUGGCAUGGCCCCAGUCUGUGGGCACGACAAUAGAAACUAUCGCUCUUACUGCCAGGUGAUGGCUGUCUCAUGUCGGACCAAGAAACCCGUCAUGUCCCACUUUGGGAGGAAUUGCGAAGCGAGUCAUCUGAAGUUCACAAGUUCAAUAGACCCAGACACGGGAGUGGUCAGGGUCGUCAUUCCUGAUGCUGUGAACCCUGACAUCGAGGAGGAGCUACUGGUGUGCAAGAAGCUUUGGAACAUGGCGUCUGCUAACGUGGCCUGCAAGGAGCACAGGAAUCCACUUGGUGCAGCGACUGCUGAUUCCGUGUUGUACGAUACCCUGACAACCGACCGUGACGACAAGCCGUUGCCGAGAAGCUGUGUUAGCGUCCACUGCCAAGGUUAUGAGACUUCCCUCGCUGAGUGUAUAAUCUACGACAAGUGCAGGAUUGGCCACAGGAAGGUCGCUACGGCAACCUGUUAUAGGGCAUCACAAACACCCAAAGAAGAGUGCGGCUUCAAAUGUGCAAACACAAAGUGUGUGUCUCUGAAACAGACUUGUGACGGAGUUGACGACUGUGGUGACCGCAGUGACGAAAUGUGCUGCAAAAAUUGCAGGAACGGUGCUUUCCGCUGCAAGACGGGUGUUUGUGUGCAUCCAGAUGCAGUCCAUGACGGACAGAUUGACUGUCUGGAUGGCGAGGACGAAUCAAUAAAGCGCACUAGGGACAACAAACCAGAGGUGGACAGACGACCCCGACUUGUUGCCUAUACCUCUCCCAAAAACGAAACGAGGGCCGACAGAGUGCAUCUGGAGUCCCAGUUAUACUGUGGGAUUCCCAAUGCGACCACGGUGGACGACGUGGAGGUGGAGGAGCGAGGAAGGAGAAGGAGGAGCCGAAUCAAGAGAGUGGUGGGAGGAGUCCCAGCCAACCCGACUCAGAUCCAGUGGCAGAUCGCUCUGGAGGAGAACAGGAGGAUCGAUUGUGGAGGCGCUUAUAUCGGAGGAUGCUGGGUAAUCACUGCUGCUCACUGCGUCAGGCCCAACCCGUCUGCGUUCAAUGUGAAGUUUUCUCUCUGGAAGAAGUCUCGAAGUCAGGACACGACUGACAUUGUACCUGUUGAAGACAUUCGCAUCCACCCAAAGUACAACGCCAGCACUUAUGAGAACGACAUCGCUCUGGUGCAGCUGAAGAAGCUUCCGUUCACGGACAAAUGUCUGUUGGACAACCCGGCCGUCAGCGCCGUGUGUGUCCCCUGGUCCACCCAGCUCUUUCAGCCCAACCACACCUGCAGCAUCUCUGGGUGGGGACGGACCGCAGAGGGCAAAGCAGCUCAGGUGUUGCUCUGGGCCAACGUAUCCCUCAUCGCCGACUGUCAGAAUUUCUACAAAGGUCGCUUCAAGCCAGGCAUGAUGUGUGCAGGUGAUCUGGAGGGCAGCGUGGAUUCCUGUCAGGGGGACAGUGGCGGUCCGCUGGUUUGUGAAGAUGAACUGGGCGUUUCCUACCUGUGGGGCAUCGUCAGCUGGGGAGAGAGGUGUGGUCAAUCAGGUUUCCCCGGAGUUUAUACGCAGGUUGCUCAUUACUUUGAGUGGAUCAGGCUUCACACAGGAUGGCAUGCAGUCACCAAGUUCAACUCCUGAUAAGGCAAACACACACUUACGCAACACUUUGAAUUGUUACGAGUCACGUUUUUAUUUUAAAAAAUAUCACAUACUUUAAAAUAGCCUAAAUAUAUCUUUCUGUUUCUACAUCGCGAACAAAAGACUGACAUUUCUUUAUAUAGCUAACAAAUUAGGCUAAUCUGUUUUAUACACCUGUCAAUAAAAAGUAGUUUUAUUUGUAUUGCUAGCAAUAUAAAAAUGUUGUUUCUGCAGCUAGCACAUUUUUGUUUGCUAAAAAAAUACUUAUUUGUACUACUUUGUACCUUUGUACUGAAACUGCUGCACAACCAGUUCCCCCAGGAUGAAUAAAGUUUUAUCUCAUCUUAA
Messenger RNA from Sebastes umbrosus (honeycomb rockfish), 2470 nucleotides. RefSeq names its product complement factor I-like. The transcript is spliced from 17 exons. The coding region runs from base 161 to 2122 and encodes 653 amino acids. Gene Ontology annotation, molecular function: serine-type endopeptidase activity; protein binding. Lineage: Eukaryota; Metazoa; Chordata; Actinopteri; Perciformes; Sebastidae. Gene Ontology annotation, biological process: proteolysis. The record is from RefSeq and is a predicted model, not a curated record. Gene Ontology annotation, cellular component: membrane.